This is a messenger RNA of Lasiosphaeria miniovina, 1788 nucleotides long. RefSeq names its product PUL domain-containing protein. The record is from RefSeq and is a predicted model, not a curated record. The coding region runs from base 1 to 1788 and encodes 595 amino acids. Gene Ontology annotation, molecular function: peptidase activity. Lineage: Eukaryota; Fungi; Ascomycota; Sordariomycetes; Sordariales; Lasiosphaeriaceae. Gene Ontology annotation, biological process: protein modification by small protein removal. The transcript is spliced from 4 exons.
AUGGACGUCCACCUUUUCGUAUACGACCUCUCGCAGGGGCUGGCGCGGCAGAUGUCGGCCAGUCUGUUGGGCUUCCAGCUGGACGCUGUCUACCACACGUCGAUCAAGCUCCAGGGCCGCGAGUACGUCUACGACGGCAACAUUGUCGCUAUCCAGCCCGGCACCUCGCAUCUCGGCCGCCCCAUGCAGGAGAUCUACCUUGGCCGCACAGAACGCGCCCAAGUGCCCAUGGAUGUCAUUGAGGAGUAUAUGGACUCGCUCCGCGAGAUUUACACAGUCGAGGCAUACGACCUCUGGAGACACAACUGCAACAACUUCUCCAACGACCUUUCGACCUUUUUGCUGGGCAAGGGAAUCCCCGGCCACAUCACCAACAUGCCACAGGCAGUGCUCGAUUCCCCCUUUGGCCAGAUGCUGCUGCCCAUGCUCAACCAGCAGAUAUCGGCCAAGAAGCGCGCCGGCGGCAUUCUCGGCAUCCAGGACCAAACCCCGGGCAGCUCCGUGAAGCCGCAGUCCCAGCUGCACCGCCACGAGGGCAAAGUGCACAACGUCUCCAGCGCUGCAGGGCUCGACGCAUUGCUGGGCAAGUUCCAGAGGACCUGCGCCGUCGUCUUCUUCACCUCGGCCACCUGCGCCCCCUGCAAGGCCGUCUACCCUCUCUACGACGAGCUAGCCGCCGAGAUUGGCGACAAGGGCGCCCUGAUCAAGGUCGACAUAUCCAAGGCGUUCGACGUCGGCAGCCGGUACUCGGUGUCGAGCACGCCCACUUUCAUCACGUUCCUCAAGGGCCAGGAGGAGAACCGCUGGGUCGGGGCGGACCCGAGCAAGCUGCGCGGCAACGUGCAGCUGCUGGUGCAGAUGGCGUGGCCGCGGCACCCGCACCAGUCCCUCCGCCUGCCGACACUCGCAAACCCCGGCGCCAAGCCCGUCAUCUUCGAAAAGGCCCCGCCGCUGGCCAAGCUGCUGGCCAAGAUGGGCCCCGCCGCCGCCGAGCACCCGGCAGUGCAGGGCGUCAAGCACUUCGUCGAGGCCCGGGCCAGGGACGGGCCCGCCGAGGCCACACUGCCGGACAUGGCCGGGUUCACAAAAUUCAUCCGCGAGGCGGUCGGCACCAGCAGUAGCAACAGCCUGCCCACCGACGUCCUCUUCACCGCCGUCGACCUGCUGCGGUGCGGGCUGGUCGACGCGCGCUUCAGCGGCUACCUCGCCGAGGACGACGCGGACCACGCCACGGUGCUCGCGGUCCUCAGCCGCGUGAAUGGGCUCCCCGACGGCGGCGGCUGCCCGUACGCGCUGCGGCUCGUGACGCUGCAGAUGGCGUGCAACCUCUUCUCGAGCCCGCUGUACCCGGACCAGAUCCUUGGCCACGACGGGCUGCGCGCCGCGGCCACGCAGCUGGUAUCGACAAGCUUCCUCGACGACGGCCACAGCAGCGUGCGCGUGGCGGCGGCAUCGCUCUUAUUCAAUAUGGCGCUCGCCAACAGCCGCCAGCGCCGCGACGGCGGGCCCGGGAAUGUGCUGCCAGAGAGCGACCAGGUCGAGCUCGCGGCGUCGGCGCUCGAGGCCGUCGCGCAGGAGUCCGCCUCGGCCGAGGCCCUCGAGGGCACGCUGCUCGCGCUAGGUCUGCUAGCGUACCGCCUGCCCCUCGACGGCGAGCUCGCCGCGCUGCUGCGCACCAUGGACGCCCAGGACGUGGUGCUCGCCAAGAAGAAGGACUUUCCCGACAUGGCCCUCGUGGCCGAGAUUGGGAGUGAGCUGUUUGGCAAGGGCCUGGCGCGAUCGGGAUAG